UAUACACUUAACAGCUUCAAUGGAUUAGCUGGGCGUUUCUUACACAGUCAUUGAGGGAUUAGUCUGACCUUCCUUGACCCCUGGUUUAGCAUUAUGCAAGACUCAGGGUUUUAUGCUGCACAAUAGAGACAUUCAGCACCUCAUUACUCUAAAAAUUCAAACUGAAUGGGCCCUUUUGCACAUCAUUACCUAAGAAAGCAGGUUUUGGGUGUGUUUCUGAAGUGGGGGCUGGCCUUUGGAGGUAGUCUGAUUUAAACGAGCAAGUCAGAGCUCUAGAUUAUUCAGUGCAAAGUUUAGUUGCUGAACAGUUCAGUUACACCAUGGAAUCCACAAGAAAAAAACAGAAGGAACUUACUUUAUCUGAGAAGAUUCAAGUGCUUGAAUUGCUUCAGAGGCAAAAAAUAUCCCAGAUGGAAUUGGCAAAGCGCUUUGGUGUUACACAGCCUGUCAUCUCCAGGCUAAUCAAGAACAAGGAAAAAGUAUUAAUGGAAUGGCACAAUAACAGCAAUCCAGAUCGUAAAAGGAAAAGAGAAGGGAGGGAUACUGAUGUGGAUACUGCCCUCUUACAGUGGUUCCAGGUUGCCAGAGCACAACAUGUAGUUGUCUCAGAUGAAGCCUUGGCUGCAAAGGCCAAGGGCCUGGCAGAUGCUAUGCAGAUCAGAAAUUUUGUUCCAACUGUUGGCUGGAUCAACAGGUGGAAAGCUCGUCAUGGUCCCUUUCUGCAACAAGCACAUGGAGAAAUAGAUGGCAGAAGUCAGUCAUCAGGCAGUGCAUCACAAGAGGUUGUGCCACCAGAAGGAAUGACUGAAGAAGAAUUUCAUCAGUAUGUGGAACAAGCUGCUAUUAAAGUGUGUGUUUGGGAUAUAGCUGAUCAAGAACCAGGAAACGCCAUGAAAGCAAUUACGAAAUCAGAAGCUAUUGAUGUUGAGGAAGAGAAAACUAUCCCUACUUUUAAGAUGGCAAGAGGAAGUAAUGGCCAAAUAACACCUUUGUUGAACCAAUAUAAUACGCCUUAUGGAAGGAUUUCUGCUUCAAGAAAAGAUAUCUGUAUGGAAGUGCCUAGUAGUUCUUACUCACAGCCUGGAACCUCAGGCUACCAGUCUUAUGCAUUUCCUAGGUGGAUAGCCCCAGAGGCAGGACGAAAACGAAGUGAAGGGAAAUCUCUGUUAACUACUCAGCCACAGCUGAGUAACAGCUUUGAAGGAUUGGACAAGGCAGAGACUCAUCAAAUUACAAAUAUAUCGCUUUCUCCAACCUGUGCUAGAAUACCCUCAACAUCAUCUCCUAGACCUCUUACAAGAGAUGACCUUUUAUUUCUGCAGCAGCAUCAAACGGGCAUCCCACGCUAUGGAACCAGGAAUGAGACUGAAGUGCCAGCAGCAUCCACAGAAGAGCAAGAGCUUAUUCUAGAAAACCAAAGGAAAUUUGGAUUGUACCUUGAUGAGAAAAGGGAAAGUCUUAAAAGAUUACAUGUACUGGAGGAAGAACUGCUCAGAGCUAAAAUUGAAGUUGAACAAUUAAAAGCAUCACGACUGCGAGAAUUGUCAGUGCUCAAGGACUCCUGAAAGGAGAACCUUCAUUGCUUGUUUAUUCAGCUCUGUGAUCCUGACUGUGACAUUUUACCAAGGAACAUUGUUGAGAUGAAAAGAGUGAAUUCCAAUGAGGAUUCUCCCAUUAAAGCACACUGACUUUGCUGGAAGAAUCAAGGGACCUUAUAAAAGUUUACCCUGAUUUUUAUCAGCAGUUUAGCAGGAUGAUAGACCAGACUGGUAUAUGAUAAUAUUGAAUUUAAAAACAGUAAAUCUGCUUUGGUCAGUGAAUAAAUAUCACAUGAUAUAUAACUGAGUCUAACAGAUGAGAUGUUGUAAGUUUAAACUCACUCUGCUUUGUGUUCAUUGAUGUAAAUUGUGGAGGCAAUACAGCAGUUGGCAUCGAUAUCCAUGGGCUGAUUAUCAUUCCCUUUCAGCACCACUAUAUCGCCAUUUUGUUAGAAAUAGCGCCUUUGAACACUAGAUAUUUAAUUAACUUUGGUUGUAGAACACGUUUUAAUAACAUGCCUUUUUAUUGUAUUCUAACUCUUCAGAAAUGUUAUUUAGGACAGUAAGAGAUCCUUAUGGUUUAUUGGUUGAUGUUGAGGGAAUAACAUACCUCAUGACAGUUGUGAUAACCACUGUGUAAUAUUUUGAUAGUUCUUUGGCAGCCCAUUCCAUUUGUUUGCCAGCUCUUGUGCAAAGUAGUAAUUUGUCCAAUUUGAAUAACACCAGCAAUCUGUCAGCCUUGCUUUCAAACUUACCAAGUGAAAGAUUUCUUUUUCAUCUCCUUGUUAUCCAUGUCAGUUCCAUUUCAACUUACAUGCUUUUUAAAAAAUUAAAUACAGUAGUUCACUCAGUAAUAAAAACAAAAUACUGCAGAUACUGGAAAUUGU
Messenger RNA from Chiloscyllium plagiosum (whitespotted bambooshark), 2425 nucleotides. RefSeq lists its product as uncharacterized. Gene Ontology annotation, molecular function: DNA binding. Gene Ontology annotation, cellular component: nucleus. The record is from RefSeq and is a predicted model, not a curated record. NCBI's taxonomy places the organism in Eukaryota, Metazoa, Chordata, Chondrichthyes, Orectolobiformes, Hemiscylliidae.